This is a messenger RNA of Closterium sp. Naga37s-1, 227 nucleotides long. Lineage: Eukaryota; Viridiplantae; Streptophyta; Zygnematophyceae; Desmidiales; Closteriaceae. The record is from the annotation of a GenBank genome assembly.
CCACCCGCGCCUGCAGCCUCGUCACCGCCACGGAACCGCCAUCUGCACGUUUGACGAGGUGCGCGAGAUGCGCCCAUUCACGCGCCAGCCUUUCCUCAUCCCUCCGAACCUCUUCGGAGCCGCCCUCCAGUAGUGUCCACUCCCCUGGCGUCGAUGGUGCAAACCCGAUGAGCCUCAGGGUGCGCAACCUCUACUACUUCAUGGCGGCGCCCACACUUUGCUUCCAG